AGGGUUACGAUAACCCUAACCCUAAUCUUUCUCGUUCAUUUGAUUUCUGUUAACUAUUGUGUUAUGCUUUAUUUUCCACUUGUUUAUUAUUUUUUCUGAAAUUAGUUACUGUUUGUGGUUUAUUGUAGCAAUCGAUUAUUGGCGGCUUUUCUUGGAACUCUUGAAUCCGUUGCUUUACAUUGGAACACAACAGAUAGAGUCUACUCCUCAAAUUGUGAUUGAUAUGGAGCCGGAUAGACUUAGUUCGUUACCGGAUCUUAUAAUAGAAAAGAUACUGUCCUACAUUCCAAUUAAGGAAGCAGUUGGAACAAGUGUUUUAUCCCAUAAAUGGAUCAACAAAUGGUGCACACUACCAAGUCUUGUAUUUGAUACAGAUUGUUUCUCAAUUAAAGCAUCUGAAGACCCUUCAAUUUUCAGUAAGAAGUUUGUGAAAAUGGUUGAUCAUGUACUUUUAGUUCAUUAUGGACCAGUCAAGGUAUUCAAGAUUUGCGACUACAAAUUUAAUCGUCUGAGUCUUAAAACUGAUGUUGUUGAUCGAUGGAUUCUUCAUCUAACAAGAAGGUCUAUUCAAGAGCUUGUGCUGGAAGUUUGGAUAGAUAAAAAAUAUCAAAUACCUCGGUGCUUAUUCUCUUGUCAAGGCUUACGUUGUUUAGAGUUAUAUUGGUGUUGGCUUAAACCUCCAACAAAGUUUGAAGGUUUCAAGAACUUGAAAAGUCUUGGUUUGUAUGAUGUUACUAUAUCUCAAGAUGAUUUUGAAAACCUGAUAUUUAGCUGCUCUUUGCUGGAAAGUUUGACAUUGAUGAAGGUUAACGGUGUCUCCCGCAUUAAUAUCCAUGCACCAAAUCUUAAAGAGUUGAACAUUUCAGAUGAAUUUGAGGAUAUUAACUUUGACAUUGCUUGUCAAUUAACUUCUGUAUUUGUUGAUUUACAUUUGUAUUUCAACUCUGAAAAUAAUCAAAGUAGAUGGCAUGGUGGAGGUUCUAGCAAUUUCCUCAAAUUUUUCAAUCAUCUACCUCACACAAAGGGCCUAGCUAUUGAUAAUUAUUUUUUAAAGUAUUUGGCUGCAGGUGUUGUGCCAGUAAAACUUCCUACUCCAUGUAUCAAUCUACUUGCUCUUUCUUUAUUCAUAAACUUUGAUGAUUUAAAGGAAAUUUCGGCUGCUCUUUGCCUGCUCAGAAGCUCACCUACUCUUAAAUCAUUAACAUUAUAUGCACGGAUUGAGCAGCAUUCCGCCCCCCCUCUGACACCUAUAAGUGAAAACUAUUGCUGGGAAGAUACAUUUUCCAAGCCAGACACACCCAUCCAAGUGCGGCACGUGAGAAUGAAUAACAUCUCUGGAUUCCAACCUGAACUAGAAUUUAUCAGAUUUCUGGUUCUCUAUUCGCCUGUGCUAGAAAAAAUUAUUGUGGAGCGUAAUCUAAAUGUCGGAACGAAUUUGUUUACUGAAAUAAUUGAGUACAUACUUCAGUUCAAAAGUGCAUCAGAAAUACAAGUUAUUAUCAACCAGAAAGACUCCUCCUGCGUUUGUAUUCUCUUCAAAUCAUCUAAGUUCUUCAAAAGUGCGCAUCAGAACUAGAGUAAAUUUUUUAAUUAAGUGUGAAAUCAUGAUUGAUUAAUAUUGAAAUUAUUUAGUGUUUUUCAAACUCUUUCAA
Messenger RNA from Vicia villosa (hairy vetch), 1652 nucleotides. RefSeq names its product F-box/FBD/LRR-repeat protein At1g13570-like. The transcript has 4 exons. Bases 224 to 1576 code for a protein of 450 amino acids. NCBI's taxonomy places the organism in Eukaryota, Viridiplantae, Streptophyta, Magnoliopsida, Fabales, Fabaceae. The record is from RefSeq and is a predicted model, not a curated record. Gene Ontology annotation, molecular function: protein binding.